This is a messenger RNA of Guillardia theta CCMP2712, 692 nucleotides long. RefSeq lists its product as hypothetical. The record is from RefSeq and is a predicted model, not a curated record. The transcript is spliced from 3 exons. The coding region runs from base 151 to 405 and encodes 84 amino acids. NCBI's taxonomy places the organism in Eukaryota, Cryptophyceae, Pyrenomonadales, Geminigeraceae.
CAAAUUUCAAAGUGGCGACGGUUGGCGUUGGGAAGGAGCCGAUGCUGGCGCUAGCAAAGCUGAGCGGAGAGGUUGAGGAAUGAGAGGAGGGCGUAGGAGAUGGAGUGACGGGAUGAGGAGCAGAUCAGCGUGAACCUCAGGGAGAGGACGAUGCGUCAGGAGAUCACCGACAUGCGCUUGGAAAUGGUGUUCGACGAUGUGCUUGACGCUGCUGCGCGUUCUCUUGCAAAGGGGGAGAAGGCUGGGAUGCUGCACACGGCAGGCGCCUCCUCCGACUCUCAGACCUUGACAUUCCUCCGAGAUAGGCUGCUCAACACCGGGUCGACAGCUGUAGAGGUAGGAGGAGGCUUGGUGUCAGGUGAGCGAGUCUGUGGCAUGUUGGAGGCUGAGGGGUGGCAGGCGUGAUCUCGGUAGGAGGAGGCAUGCUGUCUGGCAUAACGUCGAUGGUCAAGCGACAGUUUUGAUGAGCCCGACGACCUUGAAGAUUAACUGACCUGAUCAACUGCCGAUCCCAGGCUCAGGCCAUCGGUUUCUCCUUUUCGUCCUCCUCCUCAUAUUGGUUUCUCCUUUUCGCCCUCCUCCUCCUCGUCCUCCAUUUUUUGCUUAUCCUCCCGCAACUCUCACUUUCCGUUCCAAGGAAUCUGUCCCUCUUGUUUAUUUCUUGUCCUCGAUCAAUACAAUCUCAUAGUUUC